Oreochromis niloticus (Nile tilapia) is the source of this 1147-nucleotide messenger RNA. RefSeq names its product COMM domain containing 6 (gene commd6). The coding region runs from base 241 to 840 and encodes 199 amino acids. Gene Ontology annotation, molecular function: NF-kappaB binding. The record is from RefSeq and is a predicted model, not a curated record. The transcript has 7 exons. Lineage: Eukaryota; Metazoa; Chordata; Actinopteri; Cichliformes; Cichlidae.
GAAGAAGACUUUUUUUUUUUAAGGAAGGGGCAUUAGUGGACAGUAUUGACGUAGAAUAGCUGGUUAGUUGAUUUAAGAAGCCGAUUUAUUCAUAACUACUAUUUUUUUAUAUUAUACAAUAAUUACGUUAAACGUUUUCUGAGAUUUCCAAGGCAAUCUGUUAAGUGGUCAAAUUUAGCGAGAAAGUCGCUAAUGUGGCUGCGCUAAUACUGUGGUCAAACCCCGAGCCUGACAGAGAGGAUGCCAGCAGCAGAGGAGUCAUAUGGCGUCAACAAAGUUGUGGACAACAUAUGCAGGAUUUCUCCAGAUCUGUUAGCAGAUGUGUGUCAGCAAGUACUGACUUAUCUUCAAGGGCAGAAGAGAGGAGUAGAUUCAGCUGAAAUUUCUGAUAGAUUUCAGAGAGCCGAAGUGAGACUUGAUCAUGAAGCUCUGCAGGACAUGAUCAGAUUUCUCUUGCUAACAUUCCGGUCAGCUGGAAAGAGCAACAUCUCUGGGGAUGAACUCGUGUCAAAGCUGGAAGAAGGCUCUAACAAGUGGUCCAAAGCUUCCCUUCAGGUCUUGCACAAGUUGUGGAGCGAACAUGGUGUGUCAGUCCACACUCAACAAGAGGCCCAGGCCAUGCUCAGCAUCGGUCAGUUGGUGGACAUGCAGUGGAAGCUUGGCAUGGCAGUGAGCUCAGACACCUGUCGAUCUCUCAACUCCCCAUUUGUGUGUCUGCUGCUGAAGAUUGUUGAGCCUUCAGGACAAAUCUGUCAGAGGUCUUUUGAGAUGACCAUCCCACAGUUCCAGAACUUCUACAAACAGUUCAAGGAGAUGGCAGCUGUUAUGGAGACUGUAUGAUUGUUAGCACACCUAAGUGCUUGUUACAGUUAUAGCAGGUUUAUGUGUAACUAACGGAAGAAACUUUGACAUAAGUGUUUAUUUGGUGGUUGCCUCGAAACACCAACUCUCAGUUCUGUACUUGUAUUUUUCCACAGAUUGCGUAACCUCCCAGGUAAUAAUACUUUUAGGAUGUCCAGCCUUGGGUUAGCUUAGAGUUAUGCAUUAUAUAUUAAAAAACUGCUAAGCCAGCAAAAUCUGACUAAUACAUGUGUUGUCAAAUGUGUGUGAUGUGAUUCAGUUUGUAAUAAAUUUCAGUUUGCCUGUG